ACUUUUCCAUGCUUUGAGUUUAAUGACUAAAUUAUUUCAACAAAAAUAUACCUCAUCCACCCUUAAUUAUAAACAAUUUUUCAAUUUUUAGAUUCAUUAAAUAACUGAUAUAUCUCAUCUUCAUUUAUUAUGGACUAAAUACAUUAGUUAUCCGAUAAAAUUUAUAAAAAAAUGUUUGUAUUAAUAACCUUGAUGAAAAAAAUUAAGAAGCGUGAUGAAAGACAAUACUACUUGUUGUACAUGGAGUGCAGCUUUGCUCCUUUUCAAAAUCUUUCGUUCCUGUCCAAUUAAGUACUCCCGCCACCCCCUUUUUCACCUAAACCACUGCCGCCUCAAAAUCCGAUCAUCAAAAACCACCUUUUCAACCAAUCAUCAUCAUCGUCGUCAUCAUCAUCCAAUGGUGUCUCUUCUGGUUGCAACAACAUCCGACCCAGCUUCAAUCAACCCAGCCAAUGCUCUUUUAUCCAUGCCAGGCUGGCAGCCUGGACCCCAUUUCCAGGAUGAUAUGAAGAGUUUUGUGAAUGAAGGGUUGAGAGUGUUGCUUCAUGGAAAGAGUAUAGUGGUUGAAGAUUAUUUGGAUACAAGAUGGGAAGAGGUUACUGGAGAAGUUGUUGAUGAAGUUAUCUUCUUGAGUAAACAUACUGCUGCUUCUAAUAAACAUGCUCUCACUGUUCACCCUAUUGGAGUUCCGCAUUUGCGGGAAGGUGAUGUUCCACCUCAAGGUGGGAAACCUGGAUGGGCAGCACUUCCAAAUCCUAGGAUUGGUCCUUGGAUUCGACUUCUGAAAAAAAUUGCCGAGGCUCAUAAUCUAGUCCCUGAAUUCGAGAUUACUCUGGAGGCCACUCAUCAUGGACCGUUGACAAAUAAACCAACCAUGUUUUUGGAGAUUGGUAGCACUGAAGACUAUUGGAAGAGACAAGAUGCUGCACAAGUUAUGGCUCAGUUAGUUUGGGAAGGACUUGGACUUGGGGGAGGCACUGAUGUGGGAAAUUGGAGCAGGGAGAAUAAUAAGAAAAAAGUCCUUCUUGGGAUAGGUGGUGGACAUUACGUGCCUCGUCAUAUGGAUGUAGUAUUGAAAGAUGAUGUUUGGGUUGGUCACCUACUUUCUGGAUAUUCCGUGCCAAUGGAAGAUCCAAAAGGAGAAACAAAUGCGGAGAUUGGAGGAACUUGGAAACAGUCUAUAAAAGCCGCAUAUGAGGCCACUAAAUCUGCUUUUCCUGGUGGUGAAAUUAUUGCACAUCUUGACCAAAAGAGUUUCAAGAGCUGGCAGAAGAAUGCCAUCACAGGAUUCCUCGCGGCGCAGAAUAUUAAAAUUGGAAAAGCAAAUAACUUCUAUUGAGUAUUGAUAAGAGGAUGUUAUUGUGAACACAAAGAGUCAUGAUUGCAGACAAAGUCAGGCUGAACCUUCUUGUAGACCAGACUAGCAAUAAAAGUGAUUUUGAUAUGAAGUAACUUCAAGAUUAUUUUUUAGAGAUUUUUAAGAAAAGAAGAAGUCAGUUUGUGUUGGUUUAAAAUUAGAAAAAGUGAUUUUGUAUUUCUCUCGAUUAGAAAUAAUUUUCAGGCGCUGUAGAAGGUUAGCGUAUAAGUUAAGUUCCUAUGUAUUUAUUUGGAGAAUUGUGCUCUAGAUUGAUAAGAAAUGUAUGAAAGAUUAACAUUUAACAUGAAUUUAUUUACCAUGGAAAUAUUUGAGUCAAAGAUAUACAAUAAAAUAUAGUUACUUCCUUGGCCAUAAA
Messenger RNA from Trifolium pratense (red clover), 1733 nucleotides. Its product is annotated as D-aminoacyl-tRNA deacylase-like. The transcript is spliced from 9 exons. NCBI's taxonomy places the organism in Eukaryota, Viridiplantae, Streptophyta, Magnoliopsida, Fabales, Fabaceae. The record is from RefSeq and is a predicted model, not a curated record. Gene Ontology annotation, molecular function: D-aminoacyl-tRNA deacylase activity. The coding region runs from base 215 to 1339 and encodes 374 amino acids.